This is a messenger RNA of Exophiala oligosperma, 1776 nucleotides long. RefSeq lists its product as uncharacterized. The coding region runs from base 265 to 1026 and encodes 253 amino acids. The record is from RefSeq and is a predicted model, not a curated record. NCBI's taxonomy places the organism in Eukaryota, Fungi, Ascomycota, Eurotiomycetes, Chaetothyriales, Herpotrichiellaceae. The transcript has a single exon.
GGUAUAUUUGCACGUCUACAGCUUCUGCGACGGCAUCAAUAUCUUGCCAUAUAGGCCCGGUUCAAAUCGUUUAAAAAUCCUGUGUCAGCCCCAGAAAUCUACAAACACGUGGACAUUUCUCGUUUGAUGGUCGAACACACCGUUUCGUAUGCCUUGACACGCUGGCGACGUCAGGGUCAAUCAACGUCGAGAAACUUUACCGUCUCGAGGAAGCUUGGAUGAUUGCUUGGACUAUAUUGUGUUUGAACGACGCAACGAGGAACCAUGAACCGCAAACAACGUCGAAACAAAGCUUCGACAGAUGGCCACCCGUCGAUAGCAUCAGCAGAUGACAUCCCUCUCGCACGACCGGACCGCACUGCACCAGAUGCGGGAGCAAACACCAAAACACUCUUCGAGAUCGCCGCUGAGCGUCAAGCCAAACUCACUGGUCGAUCGGGCGGCCGACCCAUUGAUCCCAAGAACAUUGUCCAAGUCAAGAUCGGUCAAGACGGUCAGAUCCAACCUGACCCGAACACGCCGUCGGCGACAUUCCUCACCACGUCUGAUGAUGAUGAAGAUGCAAGAUCAGAGACUCCGUGGCUCGACACGAUCCUCCUCGCCAUGUCCCUCUCGGCCGUCCACUUCACGCUCGACGUCCUGACCGUCCACCAGUACGCCCAAGAACUAGAAUUCCCGCCCAUUUUCGCACGGACGAUCUUCACGGCGUUCCCCACACUCACCGUUGUCAUCGCACUGUUUCACGGCCUGCUUUUUCCAAAGUCACUUGGACAGGCCACGCCGCCGAGCGUGCAGCAAGGGAUACUCAGGUUACGACAGGUCAUCUACGUCCUCGUCGCCAACGUAGCGGGUUGCUACCUCGUCGCCCUGACCAACGACAAGGGCUACUACGCCGUGAUGAAGGACGCACCGAGUGUAGGCACCAUUUGGGUCUGGACCGUGUUGGAGCUUGGAUUACUGGGUGCCUUGGCCGGCGUGGCUGGACCGGCCAUGUACGCUUGGUGGAACGAGUAUGGAAUAUUCUAAAGCCCUUCGGUUGACUUACCUUCCUCCGUGUCUGAAAAGGGACAAGUCUGGGGUUGCCUGAUAUUGAUGGGUGUUUGAGUGACCGUUGUCUUGUUAAUGGUUCAAAAGUUGGACUACUUCCGGGUGAGGUGUGGCAUGGAGUCUGUCCUCCCCCUCCCCAUCAGGUGAUGCUGAUGCCGAGUUCCGGGUCAAGCGAUGGAAAAUCGACUUGAUUGUACGAAUACGGAGUGACAAGUACGGAGUUUCCACUUGUUGAUAAAGGCCAGCCCGGACAUGGUCGGAUAUCCUGGUAGGGAUUGGAGACAACCGGACAAGGCAGGAGAUGUACGGAGGCGCUGAGAAAUAUCGUAUAGAUUCUCCGAUAGUCGGGCGCACGGAUUGGGAAAGGGAGAAAUUUACCAAUGACUCGUAUGGUUUGGGGGAAGUGGGAGUCAUACAGCAGGAGGAGCUCAGGAUACUUUGUUGUACGACGCGAAGAGGAACGACUUGAGCAGGUUUAGCAGAGCCCAGGCUUUCAUCUGGGAAGAACAGGGUACUCCAUAACCAAAACACCGCGGCGGCUGGCAUUCCCAUUUCGGGGAAACCCGACAUUGAGGUACAGAAACUGACAGAGUAUCAUUCUGCGAGACAGGUGACACGGUGUGCGUGUACUCGGUGCAACGCGAGCAGUAUUACUAUUGUACACCAAGCCCCUGAGUUGCGCAAUGCGCAGCUCCGUACCUAGAAUGAUGGAAUCUUGCGAACCCACCU